GAGAUGGGCGUCAGGACCCUGGACUGCAGACGACCCCUCAUCCCCUUCGAGGAGUUUGUCAACGAGCCGUUGAACGAUGUUCUAGAGAUGGACAAGGACUUCACCUUCUUCAAGGUGGACUCGGAGAGUAAGUUCUCCUUCCAGAGCUGUCCCUUCAUCCUCAACGCCUGCACCAAGAGCCUGGGACUGUACUACGACAACCGCAUCAGCAUGUACAGCGAGAGGAGGAUCACAGCGCUCUACAGCCUGGUACAAGGACAGCAGCUCAACCCAUACCUCAGGCUCAAAGUACGACGAGACCACAUCAUCGACGACGCCCUCGUCAGGUUGGAGAUGAUCGCCAUGGAGAACCCUGCGGACUUGAGGAAGCAGCUGUUUGUAGAGUUUGAAGGAGAGCAGGGCGUUGACGAGGGAGGGGUCUCUAAAGAGUUCUUCCAGCUCGUCCUGGAGGAGAUGUUCAACCCUGAUAUUGGCAUGUUUACAUAUGACGAGUCCACCAAGCUGUUCUGGUUCAACCCACCCUCUCUGGAGAACGAGGCCCAGUUCACCCUGAUAGGCAUCGUCUUGGGCCUGGCCAUCUACAACAACUGUAUCCUGGAUGUUCACUUUCCCAUGGUGGUCUACAGGAAACUGAUGGGGAAGAAAGGCACCUAUCUGGACCUGGCAGACUCACAUCCGGUUCAGUACCAGAGUCUGAAGGAGCUGCUGGACUAUGAGGGGGAUGUGGAGGAGGACAUGAUGAUCACCUUCCAGAUCUCACAGACUGACCUGUUUGGAGACCCCGUCACUUAUGACCUGAAGGAAAACGGGGACAAGAUACCUGUUAGUGUGGACAAUAGAAAGGAGUUUGUCUCUCUGUAUAGUGAUUACAUACUUAAUAAGAGUGUGAAGCGCCAGUUCAAAGCCUUCAGGAGGGGCUUCCAGAUGGUCACCAACGAGUCGCCUCUCAAGUGUUUAUUUAGACCUGAGGAGGUGGAGCUACUGAUCUGUGGAAGCAGGAAUUUAGACUUUCACGCACUUGAAGAAACAACAGAGUACGACGGAGGCUACAACAAAGACUGUCGCAUUAUCAAAGACUUCUGGGAGACGGUGCAUUCGUUUGGUGAGGAGGAUAAGAGACUGUUCCUCCAGUUUACUACGGGGACUGACAGAGCACCCGUAGGAGGCCUGGGCAAGUUAAAGAUGAUCAUCGCCAAGAACGGCCCCGACACAGACAGGUUACCUACUUCUCACACGUGUUUUAAUGCCUUGCUGCUCCCUGAAUACGACACAAAGGAGAAGCUGAAGGAGAGACUUCUCAAAGCCAUCACUUAUGCCAAAGGAUUUGGAAUGCUGUGAAACGAAACAACUACUCUGAAACAAAACAUAAAGUUAAAUGUUUUAAAUGUGUUAAUGGAUAAGGAAGGAGUUCUACCAUACAAUGAGACAUGAGUUCAAAUUAAAAAGUGGCAUUACGACAAGGAAAUGUUCCAGUAG
Messenger RNA from Oncorhynchus nerka (sockeye salmon), 1476 nucleotides. RefSeq names its product ubiquitin-protein ligase E3A-like. Gene Ontology annotation, biological process: protein polyubiquitination; ubiquitin-dependent protein catabolic process. The transcript is spliced from 8 exons. Gene Ontology annotation, molecular function: ubiquitin protein ligase activity. NCBI's taxonomy places the organism in Eukaryota, Metazoa, Chordata, Actinopteri, Salmoniformes, Salmonidae. The record is from RefSeq and is a predicted model, not a curated record. The coding region runs from base 4 to 1338 and encodes 444 amino acids.